Molecule: messenger RNA, 1709 nt
Organism: Panicum hallii
Lineage: Eukaryota; Viridiplantae; Streptophyta; Magnoliopsida; Poales; Poaceae
Exons: 3
Coding region: 852-1358 (168 amino acids)
Source: RefSeq, a predicted model, not a curated record
CUCUGCCUGAAAAAAUAUGAAACGGGAGUAAAACUUAUCUGAAUGGUGUUCGAUCACUUAAAAUGUUUUCAUCUUUCUUGACGUGAGAUAAUUAAAACCAUGGCGGAUUAGAAUAAUGGAUUGUCAAAAGAAUACGUUAUAUACAGCUGAUUGUUUUAAACAAAUACACGAUCCAGUUUAUGUUAUUUCAAAAACUAAUUUUAACACUGAAAAUUUGAAUGAAAUAAUAAUUGUUGUAACCUGGGAUCAGCCUUGUACACAGCGAAACUGCCAAACAAAAAGGCUACAAUCGUCACCAUCAGCUGAAUCUGCAUUAAGGAGCAACCGCUUACUUUGAAUCUUCCGCAGUCGUUAAGUGACAUGGGCAAACAAUAUUUUCGGAGUUUCGAUGGAAAUAAAAAAGCUUCUGGCGCCGUGGAAAAGGCUUCUCCAGCUAGAACUCAUGAUGACACUUUACUUCCUUUGUCACCCAGUGAACAUUCCCAACUUGAUAACUACUAGAGACAAUUGAGAAGAAAAACUGCUUGGGAUCUUAAGCCGAUCAAUCGAUCUGAAAUACACUUGUGCCGAAACAUAAGCCUCUACGUCCAGUGUGAACUACAGCGUACUAGCAUGCUUCCAGAUUAGUACGCUGUGGAUUUGGAUCAAUGCGCCAAAGCUCCUAAAGUUGCAAUUCUCUGUGAUAUAUCCAACUUUCUGUGGCAGCUUUGUUUGUUUCUCUUUCUUUUUGAGUCAUUGUUUAGCCAAACAAUAGCCGGCCUGACAAGAAUGUCGUCUGAUAAAAAUGUUCAUUCUAUAUCGCCCUGUUCACCGGUUCAGCAAAACCGGGUACCAGACCGUACCCAACCCAGAUGGACCCGUCGUCCUGGUCUCUAGCGCGGGUUGGAGCCAGACCGGUGUGGACCCACAUGCACGAAGCGGUGGUCUGCUGGUUUCCAGUUUCAACCCGUGAAAACCACCGAUGCCGCGGAAGCCAAAUGCUAGGCAUCGAAAGAAAAAAAAAGGGCGGCUGCAGAGAUCGGCGGCCGGUGGCCGUGACGAAGAUGCCGCGCGACGGCCUCGCUCGAGACCUCGAGGUGGAGGCUGCGCUCGCGGCCGAGGCAGCGUGGGGACUGAAGGAGGCUGUUGCCUCCAUGGCUUGGUCCAUCGACAUGGAUGUGUACUCGCCGCUGCAUCUCCCCACAGAGCUUGUUGGCAAUGGGUCGAUCUCUGCUAACAAGGUAUGGAAUCGCUGCCAUCUGAAGGGAACAAGCAAAAGAGAUCAUCUUUGGCAGUUAAGACAUCAAAUAUUUUCCAUGAUAAUCAGUUGUCUCCAGUUCAGAAGAGAAGAAAAAGAGUUGGGUCUGGAACCAUUUUGAUACAGGAUUGAGGGUUCAGGAUCCUAUCACAACAUGCAAAUAUUAUGGACAAGUAUAUGCUUGUGAUAGAUCAACUCAUGGAUAAAUAUUGGGUCAGGACUUGCAAAGGAAGAACCAAGGAACACUGAAGCAUUCUUUCAGCGUUGAAGAUUGUCGCAAAGCGCUUGCAUGCCCAUUAUCAUUGUUUAACACCUGCUGCAUUAGAGAUUAUUUAUUUGUACUAUAAUCCUCUAGAAUAGCAAUUUUUUACUAUAUUCCUGUGUUAUCUUUUAAGAGGGAACAAUUUUCACAUGUACUGAAUUUGCUGUGCUAACUCAUUAGAUUAAUGUAUGCUACCAUUUUCAUGUUCUC